UCGUUUGGAGCACUUCACUCGACCCCCUUCCUUGGCGCUCCCCUCCCCCCGUCACUUUCCCCGCUUGCCCGGGUCGCUGCUGCCGCCGCCGCCGCCGCUGCUGCUGAUUCGGGAGGCGGAGGAGGAAGAGGACGCAGUUCCAGCGACUUUGGAAGCACCAGGCGCAGGCUGCAUUGAUUGAUUGACACCUCCCCGCCCCAGUUUUGCGGUGUCCCUCCCGCGCAAAGAGCUUCUCUCUCUUGGAGUUGUUUCAGCGACUGAGCUGUGGACAUCAGGACGAAAAGGGGGAAGCUGACACCCCACUCCCCUAAAAAAAAGAAAAGAAAAACAAUACAGUUUUUGCCUUUUCCUCAAAAAAAAAAAAAAAAACGUCCAAAGGGAGAAAAAGAUCCCGAAGCAAAGGUUGCGGGGUCUUCCCUAUUCUUCUCCCUCCUCCCCGCCUCGUUCCCCACUCCCCGAAGGAAAAAAAAAAUCCCUGGGAGAUGGUGACAUAUGAAGCGAGCCGGGAGGACCAUGGUUGAGAGGACCAGCAAGUUCUUGCUGAUCGUGGCCGGCUCGGUGUGCUUCAUGCUGAUCUUGUACCAGUAUGUGGGGCCGGGGCUGAGUCUGGGGGCGCCCAGCAGCCGCGCCCUGGCCGAUGACCUGGACCUCUUCCCCACGCCCGACCCGCACUACGUGAAGAAGUAUUACUUCCCCGUGCGCGAGCUGGAGCGGGCGCUCACCUUCGACAUGAAGGGCGACGACGUGAUCGUGUUCUUGCACAUCCAGAAGACGGGCGGCACCACCUUCGGCCGCCACCUGGUGCAGAACGUGCGCCUUGAGGUGCCCUGCGACUGCCGGCCCGGCCAGAAGAAAUGCACCUGCUACCGGCCCAACCGCAGGGAGACCUGGCUCUUCUCCCGCUUCUCCACCGGCUGGAGCUGCGGUCUGCACGCCGACUGGACCGAGCUCACCAACUGCGUGCCGGGAGUGCUGGACAAACGGGAGAACGCGGCACUCAAGACGCCAAGAAAAUUCUACUAUAUUACGCUGCUGAGAGACCCCGUGUCCCGCUACCUCAGCGAGUGGCGGCAUGUUCAGCGUGGGGCCACCUGGAAGACCUCACUGCACAUGUGUGAUGGGCGGACCCCAACACCUGAGGAGCUGCCCCCUUGUUACGAAGGCACAGACUGGUCAGGCUGCACCCUGCAGGAGUUCAUGGACUGCCCCUACAACCUGGCCAACAACCGCCAGGUAAGGAUGCUGGCCGACCUGAGCCUGGUAGGCUGCUACAACAUGUCCUUCAUCCCUGAGAACAAGCGGGCGCAGGUCCUUCUGGAGAGUGCCAAGAAGAACCUUCGGGACAUGGCUUUCUUCGGCCUGACGGAGUUCCAGAGGAAGACCCAGUACCUGUUUGAAAGGACUUUCAACCUGAAGUUCAUCCGGCCCUUCAUGCAGUACAACAGCACCCGGGCCGGCGGCGUGGAGGCAGACAGUGAAACCAUCCGGAGGAUUGAAGAGCUGAAUGACCUCGAUGUGCAGCUCUAUGACUAUGCCAAGGACCUCUUCCAGCAACGGUACCAGUACAAGCGGCAGCUGGAGAGGAUGGAGCAGAGGAUUAAAAAUCGAGAGGAAAGACUUCUCCACAGGUCCAGCGAGGCCCUUCCCAAGGAAGAGGCAGAGGAGCAGGGACGUUUGCCCACUGAAGACUACAUGAGCCAUAUUAUAGAGAAGUGGUAGCCCAGGGGAGCCUUUUCUACUUGACAGCGCCCAAGAAUUCUCAUGGGGGGGAUCGUAUGGUUGUAUGACAGAAGCCCACAAAACUUUAUUUAAAAAAUCCCAAGUCUGUUUAACAGAAAGUAGAUGUGUCUGAAAAAUACACAACAGGGGGGAGGGAGAGAGGGAGUGGGGAAGUGUGGCUUUUUACUGUUUCUACAAGGCCAGGCGUUCUUUAAAAAUAAAUAAAGGAAAAUUUUAAAUGGG
Vombatus ursinus (common wombat) is the source of this 1962-nucleotide messenger RNA. It is a transcript of the gene HS6ST1, whose product is annotated as heparan sulfate 6-O-sulfotransferase 1. Gene Ontology annotation, molecular function: heparan sulfate 6-sulfotransferase activity. The transcript is spliced from 2 exons. The record is from RefSeq and is a predicted model, not a curated record. NCBI's taxonomy places the organism in Eukaryota, Metazoa, Chordata, Mammalia, Diprotodontia, Vombatidae. The coding region runs from base 493 to 1719 and encodes 408 amino acids. Gene Ontology annotation, cellular component: membrane.